AUGGGGGGCGAUUUACUUACCUCAAAAGUCACCUCACCCACGCCAUCGCCAAGGGAGGUAGGCGGGGCGGCGAUACAAUGGGUGUGUACGAAGAGGGGAAGGAUGGUGGUUAUGAUGGCUGUGUUAUUCUCGGUUUUUCUAGGGCUGGCAGGCAUGAAACACCGUGAGGAACUGUCAUCGAGAUACAGAGGCAUACCUUCAUAUCAUCACUGGAAAGCAUACCUUCCUCCCCUGCCUGAAUCCAUAAGCUCGUCAUUCAAGACACCCUCGAACUUGACGUUACAGAUUGAAAACGGCCAAAUCGACCAUGUACCGGCAAAACUUAAAAAGACAACGCCCAACUUCCACCUCAUCAUGCCGUUUGAGUACGAGUCAAGUAACUUUUGCAAAUCGACACUGUCUGCCAUGCUGCUCAACUAUCCUCCACCGACUGUGGUACAGUUAAAUUCCGGCCAUGGGACGAGUGAAAAGCGACAUGAGGCGAUUCUCAACGACACGCUGCAUUACCUGAGCAAUACGAAGUUGGUCAAGGAUAAGGACCUGGUGCUCAUCGUUGAUGCACAGCAGACAUGGUUCCAGCUUCCAAGCGAUGUGAUGAUUGAGCAGUACAAGCAAUUGCUUGAAGAUGGCAAUUUACGGCUAUUGAAAAGAUAUGGAACUGACGAGAAUGGGUUUCAGAAGUUCAAUCAGACGAUUGUAUUUGGAGCAGAGAAGAUGUGCGAGGGCGACGACAAGGCAUGCAAAUAUGUACCACUAUCGCCAUCUCCCGACAACUUGUACACCACCGAGACUGGUCGGCUGAUAUCGGAUACGCCCGCCAAGUUUAUAAACGCCAGGAUGGCCAUGGGUCCGGCGAGAGAUUUUAGAGAGUUGUACCAGGCUGCGCAGAAGAAGUUUCUGGAUCGUAAGAGUCAGUCGCCGACCACUCAGUCCGUGUUUGCUACGCUAUUUGCAGAACAACAAUUGAGUCGCGAUGCCGUCGAGGUAGAAACCAGAUCUCCUGGCGCAAAGCUCAGAAACUUGUUCAAUGGCGGAUGGAGAAAAUCUGCAGCCAGACGCAGAAUAAACCAAGCCAAACUCGAACUCGAACUCUCCAACUUCACCAGACGAGAAUUUUCUAUCGGCCUCGACUACACCCACACCCUCUUCCAACCCCUCCUCUACACCACCCCAGACGAACUCAUCCCCAUGGUCCACAACACCAACAACAACAUAACCAGCUACACCCACUUCAACCGCGACCCAUCCUACCUCUCCCCUCCAGCCUCGCUCAACCACACAACCACACCCUUCUGGCGCCCCGACCUAGCAAAACCCAGCCCCUCCCCGCACAACCGCUCCACACACAUCAAAAACCUCGACUACGACGCAAACCUCGACACGUUACCCGACCGCAACGUCGCCUGGACCGACGUACCCCUCGUGCAAAACACCUACACGGGCGCCAUGCCCGUCACCCUCGACGCACAGCUACCUCGCGGGCCCAACCUCGCCCCAUCCAAGAUAACAUGGGAUUCGCUUUGGUACACAGAGUAUCGUCGCGCGUUACUCCGCGUUUACUUUCGCGCGCCGCAGUCGGCGGUGGGGUACCACGAGUCUGCCGUUGGGGGGGAUCGCAUGUGGGAUGCGCGCGGGGGACGGGGCGGCGUGUGGACGGCGGUGGGGCAGAGCUGGUUGCCGUGGGGGGAGGCAGAUGGGGUGUGUGGUUCGGUGGAGGAUUUGAAGGGCGUGUUUGGGGAUGGGAAGGGGGUGUGGUUGCAUGAAGGGGAGAAGGAUGCGGAGACGAAGAGGGUGCAGGUUAUGGCGAAAGUGAGGUUGGGCGGGUCGGUACAUGGUAAACGGUCGGUUGGAUGA
Molecule: messenger RNA, 1854 nt
Organism: Bipolaris maydis ATCC 48331
Lineage: Eukaryota; Fungi; Ascomycota; Dothideomycetes; Pleosporales; Pleosporaceae
Source: RefSeq, a predicted model, not a curated record